GGAGCAGCGGUCCCACCAACACCUUGGAGUUGGGCUGGGUCUGUGUGGAGCCCCAGAGAUGUUCCCCAGCCCAUUCUUUUUAAGAACCAAUGAGUAAAAUUAGGGGCCUCCCUCCUGCGGUCAGGGACCAGGGCCCUGGAGUGGAACUUGGAGUAGAAGAUGGCCUUCUUUGUCAACUAAUUCAUUCUCCAGAAUUCAACUUGUUCUCUGACUCAGUGGUGUUUGAGAGCACCUUUAUCCAGGUCAAUAAGCAAGGAAACUGGAUGGAUGUCUAUGAAAGAUCCGCCACUAUGAUCAUUGGGGUGACCUCUUCAGUGCCCUCCUUGCCGCUCCCCAAUGUCCUCCUGAUGGCCAAUGUCACCUGGCCUCAUGGUUCAUUUUCCUCCUGCAGCACACCUGGUACCCCAGUCAUCACUCUCAGCAGGAUCCUGCCCCUGAAGUAUGUAGAACUACAAAUCUAUGACCGGACCCAACGCAUCCUUCGGGUUAGGACAGUGACUGAGAAGAUCUACUACCUGAGGCUCCACGAGAAACAUCCACAGGCUGUGUUUCAGUUCUGGAUCCGCCUGGUGAAAAUUUUGCAGAAGGGUCUGUCAAUCACCACCAAAGACCCGAGGAUCCAGUUCACUCACUGCCUGGUGCCCAAGAUACCCAACUCCUCCACUGAAAUAACACCUGAAAGCAGCCUGCCGUCAUCCUCCCAGGCCAGCGAGACCAUAAUGCUGCUGGCAGCUGAGCGGACCAGCGGCAGUCUCUUAGGACUCUCAAAAAGACACCAGCUCAUGGGAGAUGGACACCCUGAUACUACCCCAGAAAUAGACAACUCCAACAGCUGCAAGACACCCCCACUGGUGGUAUCGACAGUUAACAUGCCCAUGAGAGCUACUCUGACCCACAGCCUCUGGGAACAAGAGGACCCAAAUGAGAACUUCCUCCAGGUUCCCGUAGCCAGCUCCCUAGGAGAGAACUUUCUGGGACCCUAACGCCGAGCCAGGAUGGGUGCCAGCCCUGUCACCUGUUGGUUUGCUCUGCCUCGUUUAAUGCUGCUUCCCACGGUGGGCCAAGUAACCAUGGGAGAGAAGAGAUGGUACUUAUGCCGAGAUGCUCCUCUACUUCCACGAAUAAACCUCCAAAGGAGUGCC
Phodopus roborovskii (desert hamster) is the source of this 1142-nucleotide messenger RNA. RefSeq names its product golgi associated RAB2 interactor 1A (gene Garin1a). The coding region runs from base 90 to 983 and encodes 297 amino acids. NCBI's taxonomy places the organism in Eukaryota, Metazoa, Chordata, Mammalia, Rodentia, Cricetidae. Gene Ontology annotation, cellular component: nucleus. The transcript is spliced from 5 exons. The record is from RefSeq and is a predicted model, not a curated record.